Salvelinus fontinalis (brook trout) is the source of this 2578-nucleotide messenger RNA. RefSeq names its product ceramide transfer protein-like. Gene Ontology annotation, cellular component: Golgi apparatus. The record is from RefSeq and is a predicted model, not a curated record. Gene Ontology annotation, molecular function: phosphatidylinositol-4-phosphate binding. The transcript has 18 exons. NCBI's taxonomy places the organism in Eukaryota, Metazoa, Chordata, Actinopteri, Salmoniformes, Salmonidae. The coding region runs from base 449 to 2317 and encodes 622 amino acids. Gene Ontology annotation, biological process: ER to Golgi ceramide transport.
GAGGGCGCUAGCGGGGUAGCUAGUUAGCGAUCGUAGUUCUGAGCCAUCUGAAAGGAUUAGCGCUAUGUUUAUUUGAUCGUUGAGGAUAUGGCGCAUUUGAACAGAAGGACUAUUUUGUCUGCUGGAUUAUGACUGGAUUUCUAGCCAGCUAACUAGCUUUCGCUAAUUGCAUUGCAGAGCCUACCUCUAUUAAACGUUACGUCGUGUUGCUUAUUGAAACACACAUCCCGCAAGAAAUUGUGAAUUUAGAUUGCAUGCCAGAGUCUUAACUAGCUACGACAGCUAAGCAAGCCACUCCUGAUUGUCUCAUGUUUUGCUACAACCUUUGCUGUCUUAUCGAUUUGGCAACACUCGCUUGGCCACGUCUUAUCAAUUUGUGUAUUUUAGUUUUCUCGUGGUAAACGCCAGCCUCUACCUAGCUAACGUUACCCAACGACCUGGUUGCCAAAUGUCGGAGAAGAGUUCGAACUCGUCGGGCUCCGAUGAAGAUGUGGAUCCCGAAUCUGGGCAUCCUGUUGAACUCGGUGGCGUCCUAAGCAAGUGGACCAACUACAUUCACGGAUGGCAGGACCGGUGGGUAGUGUUGAAGAACAACACUCUGAGCUACUAUAAGUCCGAGGAUGAGCGGGAGUUCGGCUGCAGGGGCUCUCUGUGUCUCAGCAAGGCGAUCAUCACACCCCAUGAGUUUGAUGAGUGUCGUAUUGACAUCAGUGUGAACGACAGUGUGUGGUACUUACGGGCAGAGGACCCAAAGCACCGGCUCCGAUGGAUUGACUCCAUCGAAUUACACAAGGUGGAGUCGGGGUAUGGUUCAGAGUCCAGUCUGAGGCGUCAUGGUUCCAUGCUGUCUCUCACGUCCGCUGCCAGUGGCUUCUCCGCCACCUCCACCUCCUCCUUCAAGAAGGGCCACAGCCUGCGGGAGAAGCUGGCGGAGAUGGAGACAUUCAGAGACAUCCUGUGCAGACAAGUGGACACACUACAGAAGUACUUUGACGGCUGUGCAGACGGCGUCUCCAAGGACGAGUUCCAGAGAGACAGAGUAGUGGAGGAGGAUGAAGAUGACUUUCCCACGAGCACGCGUCCCAAUGGUGACUGCCUUCACAACAACAACGGCAGCAAAGAGAAGCUGUUUCUCCCUGCCAGUCCUAAGGGCAUGAAUGGGAUCGAUUUUAAGGGCGAGGCCAUCACGUUUAAGGCCACUACAGCUGGGAUCCUGUCUACCCUGUCCCACUGCAUCGAGCUCAUGGUGAAGAGGGAGGACAGCUGGCAGAAGAGGCUGGACAAGGAGCUGGAGAAGAGGAGGAGGGUGGAGGAUGCCUACAAGUCGGCCUUGAGUGAACUGAAGAAGAAAUCUCACUACGGAGGCCCCGACUACGAGGAGGGUCCUAACAGCCUCAUCAAUGAGGACGAGUUCUUUGAUGCGGUGGAAGCUGCCCUGGACAGACAAGACAAGAUAGAGGAACAGUCAGAGAAGGUGAGGAUACCCAGACUGACCCCCGUCCCCCCUGGAGACGCAUACUCCGUCAUCGGAACACACCGCUUUGCCAAACAGCCCCAUAGCUACUCUUCCUCCCUGUCCUCCGUUGAAUUAGUCAGUGCCUCAGAUGAUGUUCACAGAUUCAGCGCACAGGUGGAGGACGUGGUUCAGAAUCACAUGACCUACUCCCUGCAGGACAUGGGUGGCGAUGCCAACUGGCAGCUGGUGGUGGAGGAGGGUGAGAUGAAGGUGUACAGGAGAGAGGUGGAGGAGAACGGCAUCGUUCUGGACCCUCUGAAAGCCACCCAUGCAGUGAAGGGUGUGACCGGACACGAGUUGUGCCACUACUUCUGGGACACGGACGUACGCAAUGACUGGGAGACCACCAUUGAAAACUUUAACGUGGUGGAGACACUCUCAGACAAUGCUGUUAUAGUCUACCAGACCCACAAGAGAGUAUGGCCUGCCUCUCAGAGGGACGUCCUCUACCUAUCAGCUAUCAGGAAAAUCCUGGCGACCAAUGAGAAUGACCCAGACACGUGGCUGGUCUGCAACUUCUCUGUAGAUCACGACAACGCCCAGCCCACCAGCCGGUGUAUCCGUGCCAAAAUCAACGUGGCCAUGAUCUGCCAGACCCUGGUGAGCCCUCCAGAGGGCAACAAAGAGAUCAGCAGGGACAACGUCCUCUGUAAGAUCACGUAUGUGGCCAACGUGAACCCUGGUGGCUGGGCCCCUGCCUCAGUCCUAAGAGCCGUGGCCAAGAGGGAAUACCCCAAGUUCCUCAAACGCUUCACCGGUUACGUCCAGGAGAAGACCAGCGGAAAACCUAUCCUCUUCUAAAUCUCACUGGUGUUGGAAGGCGAAACACUUUUUUGUCCUGAAGAGAUAUGGCUACAUUUCCCAUUCAUCUGUCAACCGGAAUUUCUUCACAAACCACCCAGAAUGUUCCAGAUAACAUAAUCGUAUCAGUAGUUGCCAGCCACCUGAGCCACAAAAACAUUGUUAAACUGUGUGUUUGUAUAUGAAUUUCUGAAUCGACAGAACCAAUCUUUUUGUAAAUUGUUUUGUAAAUAAUUUCCAAUUAUAUUAUUCUGGACUAUA